Messenger RNA from Stegodyphus dumicola, 3476 nucleotides. Its product is annotated as D-ribitol-5-phosphate cytidylyltransferase-like. The record is from RefSeq and is a predicted model, not a curated record. Gene Ontology annotation, cellular component: cytosol. Gene Ontology annotation, molecular function: D-ribitol-5-phosphate cytidylyltransferase activity. Gene Ontology annotation, biological process: isoprenoid biosynthetic process; protein O-linked glycosylation via mannose. NCBI's taxonomy places the organism in Eukaryota, Metazoa, Arthropoda, Arachnida, Araneae, Eresidae.
AUUCCAUCGUUAUUCUUCUGCUAUCUAUGAAUUGCAUAAACUCUUUUCAGUAUUUAAGUGAAUUUCGGGGCUGAGGCGUAUACCAAAUAAUUAAAUAAUUUCCAGUAUGUGUUUUUUGUAUAUCUGCAGUGUGACACAUUUCCGAGAGAAUUGCAGUCAUGAAGAAACCUGGAUAUUUUACAAUAAUAUUAUUGGAUAAUCUUGAUGUGGAGAGGGAUAAUCGGAAAAUUUAAACUGAUGAUCUAUAAUCCGGAAAAGCCGAUAAUCCAGAAUCGCUGAAGUCCCGACGAGUCCGGAUUAAAGACUUUUGACUGUAGUCACUUCAAGUGGAAUCAUUGAUAGACAUAAGAUGUGGAUUUAAUACAGAGAUUUCAAGGACCAUGUCUCAGUGUUCUGUGUGUGCAAAGACUUUUACUUUCAAUAAAAAUCUCUAUCAGCAUAUGCGAAAAAAACAUAACAUUACUCCACAGCUUCAAGGGAAAAUAAGUUGUCCACUCCAAUGCGAAGAAAAAUUUCGCACUUAUAAAGAAUUACGUACUCAUUUGGAGUCUUUCCAUACUUGUACUUUGGAAAAAGAAGAUCAUGAUUUUCCAGAUUAUGAAACUUUCGAAACCUGGAAGAAAAGACUAGAAAUGACAUCUGGUUAUGCAUAUAUUCGUAGAAUAUCAGAGAAAAUGCUUCGAAAGGGAGAAGCCAAAAGUCAUUACAUUUGCCAUCGUUCUGGAGUAUUUAGAUCAGAAUCUAAAGGACAUAGGAAGUUAAAAAAAAUAGGAUCAAAUAAGAUUGGAACAACAUGUCCUUCGAUUAUGGAAGUUUCUCGGUCAUUGUCGGAUGGAAAAGUGAAAAUUGUGUUUUGGAAAACUCAUUUUGGGCAUGAAGCUGAUAUUCAGAGAACACCAAUUUCUAAAAAGUUUCGACCAAGAAAUUCUGAUGCCAUCACAUUUGAAGUUUGUGCAGUUUUGCCUGCUGCAGGAACUGGAGAGCGCAUGGGUCUUGAUACGCCAAAGCAGUAUAUUCCUAUUCAUCAGAAACCUCUAAUAUGUUAUACUGUUGAAGCUUUCUUAAGGAUAUCUUUCAUUAAGAAAGUUGUGGUGGUUGCUGCUCCAGAAUAUUUAGAUUUCAUGCUGCAAACGUUAAGCCAGAUGUGUGCUUUAAAGGAUGAAAAACUAAUGGUUACUGAAGGCUCUGGUUCUAGGCACCAGUCGAUUUAUUCUGGAUUAAGAGCUGUUCAAACUUGCUGUGAAACACAACCUGAAAUUGUGAUUAUUCAUGAUGGUGUUAGACCAUUUUUCUCCGAAGAUAUUGUGUGUAAUGUUGUUUUAGCUGCUAAAGAACACGGUGCUGCUGGUGUUACUUGCCCUUUGAUUUCAACGGUCAUAGCAGUUGAUGAGGAAGGUUUCCUAGAUUGUUCUUUAGAUCGAAAUAAAUUCAAGGCUAGUGAAAUGCCCCAGGCAUUUCGGUAUGAUUUCCUAUGUAAAGCAUAUGCAGAGUGUUCUGCAUAUGAUUUAGAGCAUGGAACAGAGUGCCUUCAUCUUAUACAAAAAUAUGCAAGUGUUAGAGCAAAACUUCUACCUGGAACAACUAAUUUAUGGAAGGUUACUCAUAGGAAAGACAUAUACACAGCCGCAUCUGUAGUGAAAGAGAACCAAGCAGUUGGUAUCAUCAGCGGUGCUCCCAUUGUAGAGUUUUUACCAUUUCUAAAAGCAUCAUUGAGCAAACGAUUUAAAACGAUCCAGUUGCCUGGAAAAUUUACUGAUUCAUCUUUAAAAAAGUUUCCUAAUCUUGUGAAAAUAUAUAGCAACAAAAAUCUUUAUGAUUUAGUCGAUCAACUAUAUAUUUUAUAUGGAGAACAUAAGCCAAUGGAACAGUCAUGCAUAGCUCACAUUCUGUUUGAUAGUUUUGACUCAAAUAUAAAUUUUUUGGAGUUGCAAAGGUCGGCUAAAGCUGGUGCAAAAGCAUUAAAGCCACUGAACAUAUUAGUAUAUUUUAUUGUAAUAGAAAAGGAAGGUUCUUCUGAGACAUUUGAAGAGGUUGCAGAAUUAACUACAUCUUUAUUAUUUGAUAGUAAUCCUAAUACCACAGGAACUAUAUUCUUUUCUUGACUUAGUUAAAUCAAAUAAAUUUUGUGCCUUGUGAUAAAACUUUGUAAAUUUUUGUAGAUAAUAUGUGUAUAUUGUUUCAUUUGUUAUCUACUAAAAUAGUAAUACCCUUCAGUUUUUUUAAAUAAAUUUAACAAAGGAAACUCUUAGAAUUUAUUUGCAAUAAUUAUCUAGCAAGCAAAAAUUAACCACAGUAACAGAUAAAAUAAACAUUCAAAAAUACGAAUAUUGUGUUAUUGUUUUUUUUUUUUUUUUUUUUUUUUUUUUUUUUUGCCUCAAAAAAAAUGCUUUUGAAAAAUAUUUAUGCUUCAGAAUGUUAUUAUAUGGUCUGUCAAUAUGGAAUAUUAAAAAGAGCUUCAUUAAAAAAAUAUUGCUGAUCUUGUAAAGUUAAAAAAAGUAAAUAUUAGGCAAAAGCUGGUGCUGAAUUCCUAUUUAUAAUUCAGAAGCAAUGAAUAUUUUAUAACUAUUGAAAUAAAUAUUUUACAUUUAUUAUUUAUAAUAUAAAGUUUAUCAGAGGUAAACUUUAUAACUAGAUUUGGGAUAUUUAAUUUUCAAUAGCAGCAUUUUACCCUGAUUUUACUUUUAUGUUAGUGCUUGUUGAUAAGUUACCUCUGUAUGUUUACAUAAUCCUUUUCAUACUGGGUUAUGCAUUUAUUAUACAAACUACAAUUACUCAUAAUUAUUGUCCAAAUUUGUACUGACUUUCUAUAUUCAGUAAAUAUAGCUAGAAUAUAUGAAUAUUUUGAUUAUUUUUUCACUGCAUAAGAUCUUUCCUAUAUUCAAUCUUAUAAUCUCCAUAAUAUUGUUUUGUGUUGCAUGAACAUUACUGCAUUACGUACAAGGUAAUUUUCUGAAUAACAUGAUUCAGAAUUCCUGAUAUUAUAGCUCAAUUUAGAAAAUGUUUCAUUAUUCCUGUAGAUGAAGAAAAAGAAUAUAUAUUUUUACUUUUUGUUUAUUUAUUUAUUAUAAUUUUAUUUCUGUAACUGCUUUAGAAGUUUGCGAAAAGUCUAAACAGUAAAAAGUUUCAAAAUAAUGCUUCACCAAUUUUUUUUUUAAAUGUUUGUUUCAUAAUGAUGAUUCCGACAAUGCAUUCAUUAUGUACUUUUCAUAUAUUCAUUUAUUGAUAUGUCACACAUUGUGUGCCGAAAGACCGUACUUUUUAAGCUAUAAAUUUUAUGUAUAAUUUUAAGUGAAGUGAAAUUUUUCAAUUAUACCAUUAAAAAAUUUUCCAUGUAUAUCCGUGAAGAUAAUUCUUAAAAACCGGUAUGCUAUAAUUCAGUUCUUAACGGUCCUACAUUCAAUUCUUAUUGCAUUAUUAAUAAAGAUUCAUAUCUGAUAAUACCUGCUUGUGAUGUAAAAGAAAAAAAAAAAGGUGGG